Tetrahymena thermophila SB210 is the source of this 342-nucleotide messenger RNA. RefSeq lists its product as hypothetical. The transcript has a single exon. The record is from RefSeq and is a predicted model, not a curated record. Lineage: Eukaryota; Ciliophora; Oligohymenophorea; Hymenostomatida; Tetrahymenidae.
AUGAAUUUUGGAAUUAUUUAAAAUUAAUGCCAAUAUUCAAUAGUUUCAAAUGAAUAAAACAAUAAGUUAUUCCUUUUAGUAUAAAUUCCUAAUUCAGCAAAAUUUAGCCAUAGUUUUAAUAAAAAAGAAGGAUUAUUUUAUUUAACAAUAUUCCAAAACCAUGAAAUAGAAUAGCAACUAGGAACUUCAUACAUAUCUAAUAGAAAAUUAGAAGAAGAAUACUAAAUUAAGAUUUGUAAAGAAAAUGAGCUUUAUCAUUUAAUUUAAGCAGAAUAUAAAAACUUCGAAAACGGUAUUCAUUAAUUUGCUUUUAUUCAAGAACUUGAAAUUGAAGACCUAUGA